Vitrella brassicaformis is the source of this 1729-nucleotide messenger RNA. NCBI's taxonomy places the organism in Eukaryota, Vitrellaceae. The record is from the annotation of a GenBank genome assembly.
CAGGGCGCUGCGCCAAUUGCGCUGCGCUGCGCAGCUGCGCGUGAUUCCGCCCCGCAGCAAUGUUUCAACAGAAUGCGAUAGUGUCGUCUUCGGGGUCGGAUGUCUUGACGAUCAGCGACUCUGACGGGACGGAUCAUGAGUUUCGCAUCACAGAGACCAUACGGGUGAGUGCACAGACAAACAUCUGCAGGCAGGCAGGCAGGCAGGCAGGCAGGCGAGCAAGCAAACAUGUCUCGGAUCUCGCGUGUGGUUGUGAUGUAUAUAGAAUAGAGGAGGUAUCCGACACCAGGCUAUCUGGACCAGGACCAAGAAACUCGUGACCAAGACCAAGGAACUCGUGACCAAGACCAUUGGCAAGGAACUCGUGACACUAAGCGAAUGGGCCACGGCGGACAAAGAUGCGGCCUUGGUGAAGGAGGGAGGGAGGGAGGGAGGGAGGCAAGUGCUGCUGUACAGCCAUGCAACCAAAUGUUUGGUGUUCUUCUGCAGCGGUUGCUCUCGCGCUUGAGCAUGUUGGAGAACGGUACCAGGAAUGUAGUCAACAUCAGACACAUAUUCAUGAAGCAUGGCGUACCCACCCACGCCGUCAUGGAACGGACGACCCCAUGGUACGGCUGGCUUCGCUGCGUGCGUGUGCGGUGCCCUUUCUCACGUCAGGGACGUUGUGUGGGUGCGUGUGUGGGUGCGUCUUUGGACAGGUUGAGUCUUCCAUCGAAGAAAUUCAUUUCAGAUGUGCGAGUGGUCGCCAACAUCGUCGGGCCAGUUGUGGACGUCGCUGUCGAAAUGGAUACCCUGUGAGCAGGCAGAAUGGGCAUCCAUUCUACCCAUCUGGCAUGCGGAUUCGGUUGUUUCGCAGGGGAGUGGUGCAUCCUGAGAUCUGUGUGGAGAACCUUUCGCUGGCCAAGGUUGGCUCGCGCGCAGUCGCGAAGCUCGCUGGACUCGAGAAUGUCCAGGAGAGCCCGAUGUAAGACGAGACAACAGACACACGCCGACAGACACUACAGCAGCCUGUCGGUGGGUCUGUGGCUGCCUGCAGCAAGGCGACCAGUUGCACGUGCCUCUACGCAUCACCCGAAGAGCUCUCUGGCAGGCUGGUCACUCCGGCCAUUCACAUAUGGCGAAUGGGUAAGCAAAUCAGACAGCACAUGCCAUUGGCAUCCGUCCAUCAAGCAUGACCUUCUGUCCGUUCGUGUGGUCAGGGCAUCUCACGGUCGAGCUCUUCAAGUCCAAGCCUCUGUUCGACGGCAUGAGUCUCGCGGUGGGUGACACACUGACCCACACAUACAUUCCAUCACGCCACUCGAGCUGCAUGGAUGUCAUUCGCGUCCUUUCAGGAUGUCAUGGAUCUGCUGCAAGAGCCGGAGAUGUUGGCCGACUACAUCCGAGAAGCCAUGCAGGAGCUGUGUAGCGACAAGUCCGACCUGGGCGAUGGUGGCGUCGUGGCGUCUGUCGUCAGCUGGAUGCAGGUCCAACCUCAGGAUCGCCCGAAGGCGGCAUCGGUAAGUAAGACGAAGGAGGGCGGGCACACACACCCACUCGUCACCCGUUCUGUCUGUCUGUCUGUCUGUAUGUCUGUAUGUCUGUAUGUAUGUCGUAGGUGAAGGAGAGCUGUCCGUGGCUGAAGAAGCACUACUUCGAUAUCAGUCCGACGGCAUCAGCCUCGACCGCCCUCGACACACUCAUGUUCGGCGCCCACGAAGGAGCCCCCCCCCGCCAGCUCGACGUUGCC